This is a messenger RNA of Zophobas morio, 1040 nucleotides long. RefSeq names its product phospholipase A2-like. Gene Ontology annotation, biological process: arachidonate secretion; phospholipid metabolic process. The transcript has 5 exons. Bases 238 to 951 code for a protein of 237 amino acids. The record is from RefSeq and is a predicted model, not a curated record. Lineage: Eukaryota; Metazoa; Arthropoda; Insecta; Coleoptera; Tenebrionidae.
AAAUUGGUUUUCUUCUAUUUUUACCUUUUCACAAUAUUUUGCUUUCAUUAUGAACACUUGUCUUUCAUAUGACAGCCACAUGCGACAAACGAUAAGUCAAAAUUGCACCAAUUCGUCAAAAAAAAUACAAAGUCAAAAAAUUAUACAAGUUGAAUUUAACACAAUACGCAAAAUUGAGAUGAGUUGAGAUAUGAAACAGAAUGAAAACUUUAAAACAAUGUUCAAAACCCACAGGUAAUGAUGUUCCACGAAAUUGUGACAAUCCGGUAUUUCAUCUUUUUAACAAUAAUUUUUUCGAAAUAUUUUACUGAGGGGCUAAAAUGCGAGCUGAAAGGUUUAUUAAACAAUAGGGUUCAGUGUUUACUCCACGACAGAGGCAUAAAUGCAGCUAAUGACGUUGUAAACAUCAACGGAACUUUAACGUGGAUGACAACUCUAAUGAAAUCAGAGGCAUCUCAACCGUGGAAAUUUAGCCAGGGUCUAGACCGCAACAAAACUUUCUUCGCUGGACACAAUGUAGGAGAGUUCAAAAAGCACCUAAAUUUGAUCAUGCCAGACACUAGAUGGUGUGGCGACUUCGGCGGAUAUUUUCCAACGAGUUACGAGGAUCUCAUGCAUUUUGUCAACACGGAUCGGUGUUGUAAGCUGCAUGAUGAAUGCAUUCCCAUGUUAGGAGUAAAUCAGGAAAACUACAGCCUCUCAAACAGUGGACUAUUUGCACGAUUUCACUGUGAUUGCGAAAAAGAGUUUCACAGAUGCCUGAAGGAUAUUAACACUACAAUGUCGAAUAAAAUCGGGUACACGUAUUUUACUAUUUUGGGACCGCAAUGCUUCAAUGAAGAAUAUCCUAUAGAUAAAUGCACUAAGUGGCAGGCGAAUAGGUGCAUAGCGUUUAGACUGGAUAUGAAACAGGAUAAGAAGUACCAGUGGUUUGACGUGCCCACAUACUAAAGGCUUUUUUUACAAAUUGCGAUAUAUUCCCACCACUGUUAAUACAAACAAUUAACUAAGUGCAUAUUAAUAAGACAGCGUUUAAACUA